This is a messenger RNA of Nymphaea colorata (pocket water lily), 837 nucleotides long. Its product is annotated as protein phosphatase methylesterase 1. NCBI's taxonomy places the organism in Eukaryota, Viridiplantae, Streptophyta, Magnoliopsida, Nymphaeales, Nymphaeaceae. The record is from RefSeq and is a predicted model, not a curated record. Bases 1 to 837 code for a protein of 278 amino acids. Gene Ontology annotation, biological process: protein demethylation. The transcript has 4 exons. Gene Ontology annotation, molecular function: protein methylesterase activity.
AUGCCCCCUCUCAAUAAAAACUUCCACCAGAACUCCACCCACGACUCCGUCCAUUCCUCCGCCCAUAAAAACUACUCUCCCCUCGCCUGGAACGGUUACUUCGACGAACUAUUCCACUUGUCCGACGUACUGGUCUUCCUAUCCAGGGCACUUCAGUCUUCCGCGCGGGAGGUGAAGCACUUCGGUACCGUCCUGGCCUUCGAUUUGAAGGGCCACGGUUUUUCGAAGAAGCAGCACAACAAUGAAGAUUUCUCGAUUGAGACCCUGUGCAGCGAGACCAUCGAGGUCCUCAAGGAAUUGCUGCAGCGUUUCCCUGAGAAGAACGUGGUGGUGGUGGGGCAUUCGCUGGGCGGGUCCAUCGCCUGCAGGAUAGUCGACGCGCUGACCAACUUGGAGAAACUGGAGCGGAUUGUCGGCUGCAUCGUCAUCGACGUGGUCGAAGGCACCGCCAUCGAAGCGCUCCCCUUCAUGAACCAGAUCAUCGCUGAUAGGCCCAAACACUUCGAUUCCCUAGACUCCGCCAUCAAGUGGUGGAAAUUGGAAUCUGCGAGAGUAUCGAUGCCGCCCCAACUGGUGGAGUACGAUAAGAACGGCCAGAAGAGGUGGGGAUGGAAGCGUUUGGACAAGGAGCUGACGAUCGCCCAGAUGCAGGGCAAGUUCAAAGUGGUGGUGAUCCACGGGGUGGGCCAUUCGGUCCAGGAGGACGAUUUCAAGGCCACUGCUCGUGAGUUCUACAACUUGCUGAAGGAUUUCAGGAUCCCGAUGACUCUCUCCGAGAAGGCAGAGAAGGAGCUGGUCGGUAUCGCCAAUUUCCAUCCCAAUUUGGUCAAGUAUUGA